CUUUAACCAGUCCCAGGCUACUAGCGAACGCUCUUCCCCCAACUCGUCGAUCUCCUCUCCCCUCUCUCUCCUCUCUCCCAUCUAGGGUUGGCCGGUUAGGGUUUGUCCUUCUCGUCGAAUCCAAUCGAAGCUAAGCCCUCGCUCCUCCGAUCCCUUCUUCCUCAGGAGAGCGGAAAUGGAGGUCGAAAAGGGCGGGGGGGGCGGGAGCUCGCUGGUACCGGUCGUACCGCCGUUCUUGAGCAAGUGCUACGAGAUGGUGGACGACCGGCAGACGGACGGGACGGUGUCCUGGGGCGAGACCAACAACAGCUUCGUGAUCUGGGACCCGGCAUCAUUCUGCCGGGACCUCCUCCCCAAGUACUUCAAACACAGCAACCUCUCUAGCUUCGUCCGCCAGCUCAACACCUACGGUUUCCGAAAGGUCGAUCCUGAUAGAUAUGAGUUUGCAAAUGAGGGAUUUCUGAGGGGCCAGAAGGAUUUGCUGAAGACUAUUACAAGGAAGAAGCCUAUCCAUAAUUCUGCUCAACAGCAUCAGUCGGAAGGGAGAAAUUCAUCUGUAAAUGCAUGCGUUGAGGUUGGAAAAUUUGGGCCAAAGGAAGAAAUUGAAAUGCUUAAGAGGGACAAGAAUGUUCUCAUGCAGGAGCUGGUUAAACUCAGGCAGCAUCAGCAAAACACUGACCAUGAACUUCAUAUUUUGAGACAACGUAUACAAGGUAUGGAACAGCACCAGCAACAAAUGAUGUCUUUUCUGGCCAUGGUAGUCAAGAGUCCUGGAUUUUUGGCCCAGCUAAUGCAGCAGAGUGGGAAUACUAGGUGGACUGAGGCAAAUAAAAAAAGAAGGCUGCCUGCCCUGGAACAGGGUGUUGUUGGUGGUUCCCAGGCUUCAUCUGAUGGGCAGAUUAUCAGAUACCAGCCUUUUGUGCCGGAAACCUUGAGGCCAUCUAUGUCACCGGUACCAAAUGCCGAUGUGUCACCCAAUUUACAGCCCAUCUCUAAUGGAGUCAAUGAUUUGUGCACAAAUGUGGAUGUCAUGUCACUUGGGGCUAACUCUUUGCCACCAGUGGGGGAUCUUCCUCUGUCAGAAUAUUUUGAACAACUUUUAGCCAGCCCAAUAUCAGAGAAUGAUGGCCAGAUUGAGCCUUGGUCCCCAGAGGUUUCAGAUUUUAUGUGGGAUUAUGUUUUACCAGAACAAGAAUUUCAGAUGGAAACAUCACAAAACAUGGUUCUUUCGAGUGAACAGAUUGGAGGGAAUCAUCAAGCAUCUGCAAAAGAUGACAGGCAAAACAUUUCGUAAUAUGAAAGCGAGAUGACUGAAGAAGAUAUGGUAGAGGGAUUGAUAGUGCUCAUGUGCUGGUGGAUAAACUGGUUACCAUGGAAAGACAGAUGUUGGUGUAAGGCCAAAUAUGCAAAGCUUUUGACAUGUGUAUAAUUACAUAUGAUUAGACUUUGUUUGUCUUUUUUUUUUGAUGAUCUGUUUUUUGACAUACAUAUUCAUUAUAUGGUAAUAUUUAUCUGAGUAUUUUUUUCCUUAAAAAGUUGUUAUGUUGUUACAUGCCCUGUAUGUGUGGUAAUCAAUAACAUACCCCAUUUCACCAGUCUAGGGUAUUAAUGAAGAUUAUAUGCUACAAUAAGACCAUCACUAGACUAAUGUAGUUCUAGAGAUCCAGUACUAUAGAACUAAAAUUUUGUUGUAAAUGCACUAAGUCAUACUCAUGAUUUAUGGUUUUUUUUCCCACUUCUAAAUAGUAAUUAGUGAAACACAUGGAGAAAAUCAGACUUCUUAUUUGAAAAUUGUGGUGUAUUUAGUCAAUAGAAUCAGUAAAUUGUUCUUAUGGUCAGGUUUCAUAAAGCCAACCUCAAAUGGGGGGAAUAUGCCUCUUGAUUAUGGAUUUGGUUAUAUUAUGAGAGGGCUAUGCUUGUUAAAAGCCAUGCACAAACUUUUUCACUUGUAUCUAUCUUUGAGAUCAGAUGGAGUUAGUUUUGUGGCAUCUUCAUCUUUUAUUUGGACCUUCCAAGAAUGUGUUAUGUUGUAACAUUCUUACGACUUUGACAAUACAUACAAAUAAGGAUGAAGACACUGGCUGUUGAGCUAUAAAAUGGUAGAACUGUUACAGGGGUACUGCAUCUCCUCAAGGGACAAGGAAACUGUAACAUCCAAAAUGCGCCAAUAGGAUGUCUGAAGGAAUGUUUGCUGAUGAAUAUGACAUGAUUCUAGCCAGGGCCUUGUUGUCUUUUGAUUUUGAAACAGAAAAAAAAAAAAAAAAAAAAAAAUACGAGGCAUGAAACAUUUUUAGUAAAGACACUUUUUUUUUUAUAAACGUUGUUUUUGAAAUUUCUAAAAUUUUUGGAAGCAAAAAUUCUCUGCUUCUAAAAUCCUUGGAAUCUAAAACAACAGAAUAGGUUAUUCCACACCCCUCUUCCUCCCAUCCCUUCCCUUCUCUCCACCUCCUUCACUGUCAACACCACUUGACGCCGCCGCCGCCAUCAUGUCAACCUUCAUUGCUACCACCAUUACCACUAGUAUGGCAUACCGUCACAUUCCCUCCACCAUAACCAGUGCCCUCCACCAUCGUUCGCUACCACCACCACUUGCCACCACCACCACACCCAUUGUCUCCGCCAGUGUCAGUGUCACCACUGAUGUCACAAUCAUCAAACAUAUUCAUUUUGAUUCCUUAGUUCAAAAAUGAAAGCAAAUCUAGCUACCAUAUAUAUUCUAUUUCAAAAUGUUGAAAGCAAAACAAAAGCAAGCAAAACAAAGAGGCAUAUGCAAUAAAAUAUAAUCUGAAUCUGAACCAGCAUGCUUUAUCCCAUUGAUGUUUUUUUUUAUUAUAUUUGCCAUCCUAAUCAUUAUAAUCUAUUUCUAUCUCCUUUUUCUCUCUGUUUUUUCUCUUUAAACUCCCCAGAACUUGAUUUUUUCCCCUAGAUGUCAGUCUUCUCAUUUGAAACUCUCACUGAAAAUUUUGAACACCUUCUCGUUCAAGGCGACAUGCAACUAUGAUAAUCUGCAGUAUAUGUCAGCUUACGAUUGGGUGAAUAUAUAAUCUACAUAUUGGUGCAUUAUAGCAAGAGAACAAUUUAGUGAUAUGGACUUGGUAGAUCUGUUAGUGUAGGUCUAGUAAUAUUUUGGUGAAGCUUUGUCAGAUUAGAGAAAGUUGAAGAAAUCUUUGAGAAUUGGCCAGAGAAUUUAGUGAAAAAGAGGUUGACUCAAGAAGGAAAAAAUUGUCGGAUUAUUGAGUUUUGAGUUAUGAGGAUAAGACACUAAUGAAAAGAUAGUCAAGAAAAGGAAAUAUAAUUGGAAAAUGGGGGAUGGUGUUGUAUUUCAGAUUGAGGGUGAAAAGGAUUGGAAAAAUCAGGGUUUUAGGUUCCAUGAGAAUUAGAAAAGAGAUUUAUGAUAUAAUUAAGCAAAUUAAAUAUGUUGUGCAGAUAUUUAAUGUUUUUUGGUUUGGGGUGGGUUGCUUUUAAGAUAAGCCUUGACUGGACUUGGCCUAAAGAGUUAGAAAUUCAUUCACAGGCCUUCCUGUUAACAUGGUUUGUUGGGUGUCUCAUACCCAGGCUGAUGAUGGGGAAAUAUGGUUUUGGAAUCACGAAUGAAAGAAUUCACUCGAUAAGCAAAAUAAUAUUUACACACAUUAUGUAUGCCGGAGAUUUUUUUCAUGUUCGUGUGAAAACAGACUUAUUGCUUUUAAGAUUUUAGUUUUAGAAUUUGGGUCUGCAUGUUUGUGCAUGUUACUGAGAAGGGAGUCAUGCCUGACACUUUAAGGGGCUCUCUUGUUGUCUGUUAUUUUUUUAACAAAUAAUCAUAAAACUUGAUUCUCUGCAAAAACAGGUUUUAUGAAAAACAUGGGAAGACCCAUGUCUCACAAAGCUUUUUUUCAGGUUUCAUGACCUGCCACUUUUGAGCAAACAAAUUUUCUCUUGUAUGAAAAAAAUCCAGAGUAGUUUUUUUUUUGUAAAACUCAUUCAUUUAAGGUUUUGUAUAAACCUUUUUUAGUAAAACUCAUCAAAUAAAUGGCCCCUAAAGAAGUGUCCGUGUGAUUUUAUGGCUCCUGUAGGGGUGCCUUGGAGAUCGACAACAAACUUCUGUGCUGUGAAAUAUAUAAUGGAGCCAUUGAAGUGCAAUCUCCAUUCAAGUCACCUCAGCCAUAUUUUAUGCAAUGGAACUAAACACGCAAAAACCACAACCAAUUAUGUUUCUUGUUUACAAAUAGUUGGAAGCAAAACAACUAACUGGCUUUUUUCCAUGUUUGUAAAAACAGGAAAAUCGGCAAUGCGAACAAUGCACUCCUAAUUAAUGUGGAAGUUUCAAAGUCGCUCUGUAGAUUGCUGUUCCAACUAAAACUUAUCCAAUAUCCAUUUUUUCCCUAAAAAAUGUAUUUUUUUAGUUGAUUUGUUAAUAAGCUGUGCCAGUUAUCCUCAAUCCUCGUUAUAAACCUUUGGUGUGAUGAAUGUGUUCCAUCAUUGUAUUUUUUGCAACUGAUUCCCAUAUCUGGCCUGCGUUUGUUCACUGCAUUUAAUUAUUAUAGUAAAAAAGAGUAAUCUUAUAUUAUAGAAAAAAAGAAUAAUCUUAUGGGAGCCAUUAAGUGUUGCUAUAGAAGUGGCUUAUAUAGGCUUGGCUGUUGUUCUGUUUCCAAAAGUUUAUAUCAUGGAAUUUGAGUUAAAAUUGAUUAAAAGAUACAGCAGAUAAGAAAAAAAAACUAUUUAGAGAUAUGGAACGUACUGGCGCGUAUUUGUGUGCAUGUAAAAUUGCUAUUUAGAAGGUUCAUGUAUUUGGUUUGUGCAGAAGGGAACUAUGGAAGAGCGACCGGGUGUUGAAGUUUUCUAGUGAUUUAUUUGUUUGGAACUAUUUUGGUUUAUUGACCGCUUGCAUGUGCCUCUUUAGGCAGCAAGGAGAGUUAUUUAAUUAUUUUUCUUUUUUCUGUAAAUUCUGUUUCUUUUAUGUUUGAAGGAGAAAGAUAAUAUAAUUACUGCAUUUCUAUCAUUAUUUUUAGAAAGGUUUAAAGAGCCCUUCACGUGUUCAAUUGGACAGAUUGUGAAAGGAAAUGUUUUAAUUUUUUGUUUGUGAUAAUUGGGUUCCCUUUUAGGAAAGGUAGUGAUAAAACUGAGUCCAGAUGUCAGUUAGAUUGUUGUUAAAAGAGAAACAGGGAUGAGAAGGAUAUAGAUUAAGACUGCCACCAUAUUGUGUCCUUUUGCUUUGGACACUUCGAACCCUUGGAAUGUUUUUGUUACAUGUAACUGGCCUACCUCCAAUCCUGUCACUGUGCUGGUCCUUUUCCAAUGCUGCAGUUACAGUCACAUGUAAGAUGUAACUGAGCUUCUAAAGGCAACAUAAGUGCUGCAACCUGACCUAUGGUUGACCUAUAGCGAAAAGCAUUCUAAUUCAAGUUACAGUAGCUGACGGUAGUUGGUGGUAUUGACUAUAUCUACAAAUGAUUGUGAUCUGUUGCCGCCUUUCCAUUUUUAUUGCAGCUGCAGUUACUUAAUACCUUCAGUUGCUAGCAGCCAAGUGGGUGCAUAAUCAUUGCGUCCCUCUUCUCUCUCUUUGCAAACAGCUCCCAGGUUGCUAAGUUUCUUUCUAAUUGUCUCUCAAGUUUAAGGGAGUAUCUGAUCUAAGUCAUCAAAAACUACCUUUUUCUUUUUACAUGGCACAUUUGCUAUCCAUUCCUACCACUUUGGAGUAUCAGCGUUGAGAAAUAUUUUUAAGAAGAUUGAGUUAGAAAUUAGUGAUUAUAGUAAAUGGAGAGUUUAUUGUGUGCUGUGGAUGUAUGCUGCUUUGGAAGCUACACUUCUUGGACCAUUGGGCCUCACCAGUGUUUCACUCUUGUCGCUUCAUUGCCAAUUAACUUUUAUCACCUAGGUCCAGUUAAUUCUAGUCUGUGCUGUUUCUUAUUCUACAAGUUUGCAUUGGCAAAAUUAUUGUCCAAAGAUUCUCUGUGCAGUGCUGCUCUAAGCUUUCUUCUCCUUCAUAUAGUUGCCUAUAAUCUUCAAUAUAGCUUCUCCUUAUAAAGUCUAAUUAAUAUAAACCCAUAUUAAACUAAAAAGAACAUUUAGGAAUUGUUAUUAAUUGAUGACUUCAUUAAUGCCUAUCUAGAGGCUUGAGUAAGUUUCUAUUUUCAAAGACUGCAAUCUUUGUUUUAAAUUACUAUUUGGAAAGGAAAAUUUUGAAGUUAUGUUUGGAAAUCUAAGAUGUGCAGUUCAUAUUUCUUUAAUCAUAAAAUGUCGUAAAUGGCAUAUUGUCCACAUCAUGGGUAUUGUAAUUGUUUUAUUGGUUUGAUGUAUCAUACCUCAAGUUGUACUGCCUUUGCAGUACAUUUGUCAUAGCAUGCAUUUGUGCCUACCAUGACAUGCGAUGUAUAAUAGGGAUCCCUCAAUAUAGUAAGUAUAGAUAGAGUGCAUCACUCAAUAUUCUAAAUGCACUGACACAGAGGAAAUCAUAUUCAUUGAUGCAAUCAUUGUAUCAUGUAUUGAAGCUAAUGUCUUACAAUGCACUAAACAUGUGGUGGUAAGGCACUUUGAACUAGUCAUAUUAUACUAGGCAUAAAACAGGGCUGAAGUAUGAUGCUUUGAGUUAUGGUAAUCAUAUCAUAAGAUGUGUUAUCAUUUUUUGUGUUGCUGAUUUAUCAGAUAGUGGAUAUAUCAUGUCUUCUACUGCAUCAAUGGCAUAUUCUCUUCAUGAAUUGGUAUUGUUGUGUACCAAUGUGCUAUUCAUGUUGUCUGUUUUAGAUUGUGCGAUAUACUACUCCAUGUCUUGAAUAUGGUAUCUUGUGUAAUAAUGAUGUAGCACUGUCAAUUUAUGCUGUAGAAAAGUUUUAUUUCAAAAUGAUGUCUAAGUUUUUAGAUUCUUUUUAUUAAAGCAAGCUCCCUGCUCAUCACUAGGCCAUAUAUUGCUUGUGAAUUAUUUGCACAAAUUAUUUAAUUUAAUAUGCAUUUGGUCCUUUUAAAGGAGAGAAAAAAAAAGCAAGUUAGCCCGACAAGUUGGCAGGGUGAUAUGUGAAAAGACGUUUUACAGGUUAGUAUCAUGGAAAAACGAAAGGUAUAUGUUUUUAUACUCUUGUUGAGUGUAUCUGAAAUUCUUUAAAAAUUAUGUUUUGGUUUGUGAACUAACCAAGCUGAAUCUGGUUAUUGGCUAGCUAAGCUUAACUCAAGUUAAGCCUUCUUCAAACACAAAAUAUGAAGCUUGAGCCUUGAACCAGAAUGAAUAUCAGAGAUCUUAGUUGGACUGAUGUUGAGCUGUGUUGUUCAUUUUUAACUUGAUUAUAUAUUAGUUUGUAUUUAAUUCAUAUAACUUGUUAGCUUAAUUAGCAUAAAUUAUAUAUUAACAAAAAAAUUCAGAGCUUCAUAAAUAUAUAUUUAUUGAUGUAGCUUUGCCUUAGCUUUUAGCUUUGAACCUUUCAACUGAAAUGUGUGCUAUGGAAUUCUGGACAUGGGUAGUUUAUCAUAGAGCCCAAGCUAAGGAAAAAUCCUGAAUCCAAGUUUGGGUUUAACUUUCGGGUCUAAUAAGAAUAUGGUGGUGAUUUUUUUUGUGUAGGAAAUUGGAUCAAAAUCCAUGUCUUGUGAGAGUUGAGCACAUAAAUUUAUUUUUUAGUUGAUAACCUGUAAAUUGAAAUUUUAUAUCAUCAAGUAGUAUGGCAAGUGUUCUGUCGCUCGUAUAUCGAAUGAUUCUAAUUUGAAUUUUAUUACCAAUCCAUGCUGACUUGGCAAAAGUUGCAUUCAUCAUCAUUCUUACGUCCUGUUAAGAGACUAAGAGAGCUGAAAUGCAUGAUGCUGAUGAAAUUUUUGCACCUGCUCCUGGUUAGUUUGAUGAUAGAAGUGGUUUUCAGGUGCAUAGGUGACGACUUUUGCAGGUAGUGGGGCUCUAGAACCUUUGGACCAGGCAGAGGGAAACUUCUGAAGCACCAAAUCAUAGUUUAACAUGUAAUAAAUGUUCAGUGAAAGUUGAAUUUGUUAGGUAUCAUUAUCAUUGGGUGCUGGAAGGCGUCAAGUUAGUGCGUCAAGUUAGUGCCUGACGUGUAGUCGAUUGUUAUUGGAGGCUUAAUUACAAAUCAAGACCUGAUAUACACUCAUUUUCCAUUGAAAGCCAAAUUUGGUAUUCUCUGAUCAUAUGAGGUUGAAAUGCCCUCUUUGUUGAUUGUGUGAAGUGCCAAGUGGACUUUGGUACAUAAGAAUGAAAUUUUGCUCCUGGAAUCAACUGAGUUUACAUGAUCAAAAAGUUCAUUUUACAUUGUUAUUUAAUUGGUGGUGGUUCCCUUUUCUGUGAAGAAGCAGUUCUGAAUUUUCAGUUAGUUACUUCCCUGUAACGGUUGAAUAAUUUACUGCCUUAAAUAUUAAUGCAGCAAAUUAUAUUAUCUUAUCUACUGUCAACAUUUUACUUGGAGCAAACUUAUGAUUGAAUAACUUCCAUAUUCUCUAUCAAAAAAAAAACUUCCAUAUUUAAAUUGAAAAUCAUAGCGUCCAUAAAAUGCUCUAUGCAUGCUUCUGUUCUUGGUGUUAUUUGGCCAGAUAAUACUAAAUUUUUUUUUCAUGGUUUAGAGUUUUGUCAGAAGUGAAGGCUUGCAACAGCGUCAAUGCCGGUCCAGAGCCCAGAUGAGAAAGGUGGAGGGUUGACGCUGACAGAUGCUUUCAACUGAAAUGUAAUCCAUGAUAAACAUGAUGAAUGCCAACUCCUGCGACAACGUACGCAAGGAGCCUGCAGGGUCCAAGCAUUCUACCUCACAAAGCUGCUGUAUCACAUCUGACCGGUUAUUGGUGAAAAAACUGAGUUCAAGAAAUAACAAGAGCAGUCAGAGUAUGAAACCUCGUAUAAAGAAAAACUUAUUCAGAUGCUUUCUUUUUGUUAGUUUUAAAUUUUUCUGUAGAGUUGGGGUUGUGUUAUAUCUUCACAUCCAAAUUCUAUACCUUCCAAUUCUUUCUCCACCAUUUAAUUAAUUUAUUGAUAUUUUCGGUA
Molecule: messenger RNA, 8944 nt
Organism: Phoenix dactylifera (date palm)
Lineage: Eukaryota; Viridiplantae; Streptophyta; Magnoliopsida; Arecales; Arecaceae
Product: heat stress transcription factor A-1-like
Biological process (GO): cellular response to heat; regulation of transcription by RNA polymerase II
Cellular component (GO): nucleus
Molecular function (GO): DNA-binding transcription factor activity; RNA polymerase II cis-regulatory region sequence-specific DNA binding
Source: RefSeq, a predicted model, not a curated record